GCAAGUCGUUAGCUGUUUGCUGAAGCUGCAUAUUGUUCAGCAUGAUAAAGAGGCUGUGGUUUUGAUCACGAACUGUUUAUGGAAGUCACUCUGCCCAAUCCACUGAAGGAUAAGUUUCAAGAUUUUAAGAAAUGGAUUAUCAAAGAUCUCUAUUCUCAUCUCUCGAGCUGGUACCAUUUUGGGGGCAUCAGAAGAACCGUUCCAUUCCUUUCUAGUGGUUUCUACAGCCAGAAGCAGUGGCCUUUAGGUUGGCGGUCCUCAUUCUUCUCCGAGCCUUUUCAUAUUGAAACAACUCCUUGUCCAAGCAUAGCUAAUAAAAGUACGAUUCUGAUUGAAGCAGGGAGACGGGUUAUCUGGCCAUGCUGUGGUGACCAUGUCGCAAUCAGAGGGCAUGUUCUGCUGUUUAUCAAAGCAAAACCUUAUUGGUCUUUCUCCAAUGUUUGGGCAUAAUGACAUAUUGUACCCCAUUCCCUUUCUUUAUU
Messenger RNA from Eucalyptus grandis, 482 nucleotides. RefSeq lists its product as uncharacterized. The coding region runs from base 79 to 450 and encodes 123 amino acids. The record is from RefSeq and is a predicted model, not a curated record. The transcript has 3 exons. Lineage: Eukaryota; Viridiplantae; Streptophyta; Magnoliopsida; Myrtales; Myrtaceae.